Cetraspora pellucida is the source of this 908-nucleotide messenger RNA. The record is from the annotation of a GenBank genome assembly. NCBI's taxonomy places the organism in Eukaryota, Fungi, Glomeromycota, Glomeromycetes, Diversisporales, Gigasporaceae.
AUUUUCUGUCAAUAUCAAAACCAAAUAAGAUGAAUUUCUCGAAUGAAUCGGAACAAUUGAUUAAACAAUUAAUUUCAGAAAACCUCAUAGGUUUUUACGAUUAUAGUGGCUUUACUGAUCUGGCUAAAAUUAAUGAAGGUGGAUUUGGAAAAAUAGAAAAAGCAAAAUGGAAAAGUUUUGGGUUAACCGUCGCUCUUAAAAGUCUGAAAGUUAAUGCAAACUCUGAUGAAUUCAUUAAAGAGCCUUUAAAUAGAUUGAUUGAAAAAGCUAUUUUUGAUCAACAGAUUACUUUCUUUAAUAAGACUGAAUUUAGUGAUACUGUUAAAUCUGUUAAAGAUUUUAAAGCUUCGUGGAAAAAUUACGGAAUUAAGGUCGCUCUUAUUUACCUUAACGAUAAAAAUUUAAAAAAAAAUGUUAUUCAAGAAUUUAUUAACAAGCAUUAUGGAAACAUCAUGGCAUACGAAGGAAAAAUGAUAAUUACAGGCUUUUGUUUAUCUGAACAAAGCAAUACAGCUUCGUGUUCAAUCUCUAAAAAUACAGUUCAACAGUGUAUUGUGGCGACUAUUCCUUCUUCUGGCAAACUUGCAACAUUUUACCUUCUUGAGUAUGUUUCUUUUAAUAUUGUGAUGAAAUUAUUAAGUUUAGUUGAUCCUUCGUGUCAAAUGUCACGUCAGAAAACUAUUGAAAAGAUUCAGGCUCAUGAAAAUAGAAUUACCUCUUUAGAAAAAAUUCAAGCUCUUGAAGAUAGAAUUUCCUCUUUAGAAAAAAUUCAGAUUCUUGAGGAUAAAAUUUCUUUUUUAGAAACAAAAUUAUCUUCUUUAGAAACAAAAUUAUCUUUAGAAACGGAAUUUUCUUCAUUUCACCAAUUUAAUUCUCAACUGAACUAUCUAGCAUUUCCUGAACUUUAG